Chelmon rostratus (copperband butterflyfish) is the source of this 1134-nucleotide messenger RNA. RefSeq names its product MRN complex interacting protein. The coding region runs from base 76 to 915 and encodes 279 amino acids. The record is from RefSeq and is a predicted model, not a curated record. Lineage: Eukaryota; Metazoa; Chordata; Actinopteri; Chaetodontiformes; Chaetodontidae. Gene Ontology annotation, biological process: mitotic G2 DNA damage checkpoint signaling. Gene Ontology annotation, molecular function: chromatin binding. The transcript has 7 exons. Gene Ontology annotation, cellular component: nucleus.
CAAACAGACCCGGGAAAAACUCAGACGGAGGACCAAAACAGAAUCAGAACCGGAGCCGUUUAAUAUCUAACCGUCAUGGUUCAGGAGUUUCACGUCCUCAGGUGUUUUUCCUGUCAGAUCUUCCAGGUUCAACAGGUAAAGAAGGCGAACAGGUGGACCUGUAAACUGUGUGGAGAGAAACAGUCGCUGCUCAAGGAGUUUGGCCGGGGCUCCGGGGCCGACUGCAGACUUCAUGUUCAGAAACUGAAUGCCAUGAGAGGAGCCGUGUUGGAAGAGCAGGAGCACAACAUCUGGUCGCAAAGUAAGCAGGUGGAGGAAGACAGAGAGGAUGAACCUGAGGAACACCGAGCCGACCAGGGGACCCCCCACCCCCACAGAGCCACACGCGCUCAGACGAGCUGCUGGAGCAAAUACCUGGACGCACCAGAGGAGGCGGAGCCUGAGGAGGAGGAGGAGGAAGAGGAGCACGUUUUGAUGGACAAGCAGCAGCUCCAUGGCAACAACAUGAUUGACAGGAAGAGGAAGAGAAAGCGAGGAUGGACAGACAGAGGAGGAGAGGACGGCUGGACACCUGAACAGUCAAACUGGUCCAGUCUGAUGAAGAAACCCGUCAGACUCUCAGCCACAACCAGAACUGAAGAUCUGAACCACUGGAGUUCUCCCACUAAGAAGAACGCCGAGGCUUCCAGUGUGAGCGGCGGUUCAUUCCUCAGUUCUGACUGUCAGGUGAAUGACGAGCCUUCCAGCACUGGGCGGAGUCAGUCAGCGGGCAGAGCUGCGUCACUGUGCUGUAACGACAUCAUCCACCAGACUCCGCCCACCAUCCGGCCCCACCCCUUGCUUCCUGUCUCCUCCAUGUUUGAGAGCAGUGAGGACUUCAGCUUCGACGAGUUUCUGACAGCUGAAAAGUUAUAAGAUGACUAAUCAAUGAGUCCGUCAUUUCAGUUCUGAAUUUUAUAUUGAUCCAUUCAUCGGCUGUGAAUGUGGGGAAGUACAAAUGAACAUAUUCUAAUAAAUGUUUUCUGUAGUUUUUACUUUUAGUAGUAUUUCUCCUUCUUUUGUACAUUUUGACUAGAGGACACAUUUCUGACCAUGUUAACAGAUUUAUUGAUCAGAAGAAAUUAAAGUUGACGA